This is a messenger RNA of Ylistrum balloti, 918 nucleotides long. RefSeq names its product 1-acyl-sn-glycerol-3-phosphate acyltransferase epsilon-like. Gene Ontology annotation, molecular function: acyltransferase activity. Lineage: Eukaryota; Metazoa; Mollusca; Bivalvia; Pectinida; Pectinidae. The record is from RefSeq and is a predicted model, not a curated record. Bases 1 to 918 code for a protein of 305 amino acids. Gene Ontology annotation, cellular component: endomembrane system; mitochondrion. The transcript has 8 exons.
AUGUUGUCGGUUGUUGUCUACUUGCACUCAGUAUUGGCGUACGGCGAUACUGAUAUUUUCAAAAAGAAAGAAAAUGUGAUUUAUCUUUGCAAUCAUCAAAACACAGUUGAUUGGAUGAUUGCUAACUUCCUAGCCGUACAUCAAGGCUCCCUUGGACAUAUCCGAUAUAUUCUGAAGGAUGGCCUUAAAUUUUUACCUUUUUAUGGCCACUAUUUCAAACAACAUGGUUGUAUCUACAUUAAAAGAGGAGGAAAAUUCAACAAAGAAAAAUUAAAGAAAGAUGUUUCUGUCAUUAAAGUUAACAAAGAACCGAUAUGGUUAGUUAUAUUUCCUGAGGGAACGAGAUACAAUCCUGAUCUUCCCAGUGUAAUAGAGAGGAGUAAAGCAUUUGCUAGAGAUCAAGGACUGAAGGAAUUACAGCAGGUGUUGUCACCCCGUACUAAAGCUGUACACACAUGUAUAGAACAGCUGGCUGGUCAUGUGGAUGUUGUAUAUGACGUCACUAUCGCCUAUAGUGAUACCAAAGACAGUUCUGGCGUACGCAAAGUAGCACCACCUAUGACUGAUUUCCUAAUGGGUAAGGUAUCCAAACUACACCUGAACCUGGAGCGGAUUCCAAUGGAAGAGAUUCCCAAGGAAGAAGAUAAACUCCAACUCUGGUUGCACAAGCUCUAUGAGAAAAAGGACAAAAUGAUGACAGACUUUUACUCCGAUGAUGACAGAUUGCCUAACACAGGAAAAUUCCCAGGAGUAGCAAAGAAAGUCACAUUCACAUAUCUCCAGACUAUGCCCUCAAUGCUUUUCCUGUCAACUUGUGUUGGCCUGCUUCUUUCCACCCCAGAGGGUCGCAUGGCCUUUGGAAAGUGCAGCUUAUUUUUUGCGGUUGGAGGUUGGGUGUGGACAGCUAUCCGAUCCUGA